Molecule: messenger RNA, 1577 nt
Organism: Impatiens glandulifera
Lineage: Eukaryota; Viridiplantae; Streptophyta; Magnoliopsida; Ericales; Balsaminaceae
Product: probable sugar phosphate/phosphate translocator At1g12500
Exons: 1
Coding region: 187-1245 (352 amino acids)
Cellular component (GO): Golgi apparatus
Molecular function (GO): antiporter activity
Source: RefSeq, a predicted model, not a curated record
CCUAAUCAAAUCCAACGACUAGAAACAUUCACACGUGCCAUCUCUCCAUAUCCACCGUCCGUUUAGAUCCACCAGCAGCACCAUUCAGAAGUAAGUAGCUCAAGAGUUUCUUCAAAAAGGCAGAAUCCAAUCCAGAUCCAAUCUCCCAUUGAAGAGGAGAAAUAACUGCAUUAUCGAGCUCUAUCUAUGGUGGAAGCUCAGUCAUGGACUACUCGCCGGAACAGCAAUCCUCGCCUGGAAUCAUAUCCAGAUCAGGUUCUCGAUAUUCCGGCAACUCCAACCGGAGAAGAACGAAACGGCGGCGUUUCUUCAUCAUUCCUAUCUCCAAACCUAUUGACCGCAGCUAUAAUCGGAUCCUGGUACUUUUCAAACAUAGGUGUUCUUCUUCUUAACAAGUAUCUUCUUAGCAUUUACGGUUUUCGUUAUCCGAUCUUCCUUACUAUGCUUCAUAUGCUUUCAUGUGCCGCUUAUAGUUUUAUCGCCAUUAGAUGGCUUGAAUUCGUUCCAUUCCAGCAAAUCCUAUCUCGCCGUCAGUUUAUGAAGAUCUUCGCACUCUCUGUCAUUUUCUGUUUCUCCGUUGUUUGUGGUAAUACAUCUCUUCGUUACCUUCCUGUUUCGUUUAAUCAAGCAAUCGGCGCCACUACGCCUUUCUUCACCGCGAUUUUCGCUUUUCUCAUCAUUUGUAAGAAGGAAUCAGCUGAAGUUUACCUCGCUCUUCUUCCGGUAGUGCUCGGCAUUGUUCUCGCUAGUAAUAGCGAGCCUCUGUUUCAUCUAUUUGGAUUCAUUAUCUGCGUUGGAUCAACCGCGGGAAGAGCGUUGAAAUCGGUUGUUCAAGGGAUAAUAUUAACAUCAGAAUCGGAGAAAUUGCAUUCAAUGAAUCUGUUGCUUUAUAUGGCUCCAAUGGCUGCUUUGAUUUUACUUCCUUUAACUCUGUAUAUUGAAGGGAAUGUACUAGCGGUUACAAUUGAGAAAUCGAAAGGCGAUUGGUUCAUUGUCUUCUUACUGAUUGGUAACGCAACCAUUGCGUAUUUGGUGAAUUUGACAAACUUCCUUGUAACGAAGCAUACGAGCGCUCUAACGUUGCAGGUUUUGGGGAAUGCGAAAGCUGCUGUGGCUGCGGUUGUGUCUGUGCUGAUAUUCAGGAAUCCGGUGACUGUAAUGGGGAUGACAGGUUUUGCUGUCACGGUUAUGGGUGUUGUGCUUUACAGUGAAGCUAAGAAAAGAUCCAAAAUCACAGCUCAUUGAUUCAAAGAUUCAAGAUUCAAGAUCCAAGAUCCUAUCAAUUAGCAUAUACAAACACGGGUUAGAUCCUUUAUUUCUAUAUGCCUUAAAUUUUCCAUGGAUAAGUGAUCAUCUUUGUUCUGUAUAGAAUUUGUUGAAGUUGUAGAUUGAAGGUCAUUCAUUUACAAUGUCUCUAUCUCUUUCACUCAAUUCACUACCAAAACUUGAAUUGCAAAUGAAACCAUAUUGCCCAAACACAGUUCUUUGUCAAUGGGUAUUGAUUGAAUUACAUUAAAUGUGACUAAAUUUUGUUUGUGAAUUUUGUGUUCUUAUUCAAUUAUAAUGUAUUUGGUUGU